AGUCUUCAUCAGUCUUCCUACCAAGUCAGAUUAUAGUAGAAAGAUUAAGAAAUAGGCAAGCUAAAUUACAACUUCUUCCAUUUGCAGUCUUGAAAUGUCUGCCCCGAAAAUUCUUUUAUUGCUUUGUGCAAUGAUAGUUGUCUCUCGUUGCGAUAUAGCGAGGCGUUCAGAGCCCGAGAGUGACAGUGAUGAACAAUUUUCGGACAGUGUCGAUAGUCGUGACGAUGAAAACCAAGACUUUCUUCCAAAGUUUUACAACCUCGAUGAUAUCCCCGAUGCACCAACGAGUGCUCCUGGUGACAACAAACGAACAGACUGUUUGGAAGAGCUGUUCACCCAAGCUGGAUUACAUAAGGAGUCCAUCCAGGGCUACAUUCAGGCCUUCCGAAACAACGCGUUGGACGUCGAUGCCCUGUACGGACUAAACUUCGUUGAACUUGUUACUCUGCUUCAGGGCAAGGCUUUUGGUAUCAGCAAUGCUGGAGACAUCUUCCGACUGCACCACUGUAUCCAUGGCUACGGAAAAUGCAUCAUGAAACCGUUCUGCCAGAACGGUGGACGAUGUGUGCAUGGAGAUAUCAUCCGACAGCAUAUCUGCCAAUGUCCUAAGAAUUUCCAGGGCGACCAUUGCCAAGAGAAGGUGGAGGAUCACCUCAGUAAGGUAGAAGACACUCUUGUUUUACUUCAGCAUCAAAUUGCUCACUUUGGUGUUUCUUACACUCGCUGGGGAAAGGAAACGUGCAACGAGACAGCUGGAGCUUCCCUAGUUUACACCGGGUUCAUGGCUGGUUCUCACUUCACUCACAGAGGUGGUGCUGCCGAAUAUCUCUGCUUGCCCGAGGAGCCUCAGUAUGGAGACUUCAAACCUGGAGAUCAGUCAGGAAACGAGGUCUACAUUACUGAGUUUGAAACUAUUCAUACAUUUGAGCCUUUCACCGGCGUGCACAAUCACAAUCCACUGUGUGCAGUAUGCCAGGCUGACUCUCGUGUGUCCCACAUCAUGAUUCCAGCUAGAAAUACCUGUCCUUCGGGCUGGACUCUGGAGUACCAUGGAUAUCUAAUGGCGCAGCAUCAUACACAACGCCGCACAAAGAAUGUUUGCGUGGAUGUGGACCCAGACGUCAAGGGAACAUCAGCAAGCCCGACUGAUGGAGCUCUAUUGUACUUCACGGAGGUCACUUGUCAGAGUGAGAUGUCAUGUCCCCCAUACGACAAGCAGAAGGAGCUAACAUGUGCAGUAUGUACACGCUAAGAGUAAGAGGAUUCCAUUCACCGGAGGAGCUUAAUGAUCCCUGCGGGUCUGAGCAUGGUAGUAAUUUCUCUAAUCCCAGACGGCACAUUAGCUUAUACAGGUUGGUAACUGCCCACACCAUGUACAUGUACUAGCAUUCAGCGUUUCUUAGUUCUGUAUUUUUACAAAAAGGUUUGUCCCCCAUCUUGUUUUGGUUUCAACAGCAGUUGGCCGACAUAAUAGCAAUUGUAAAAUGCAUCCCGUUCACACAUACAUGUAUGCUAUGAACAUUUCGCAAACACGUGUUUUGAUUUUUUCUCCAAGAUCUCACUAAAAAAGAAUCACUUUCGAAGGAACAUUAUUGCCUGUAGACUUUCAAUGAACUUCCGUAGAGGCCCUUAGACCACUCGCUCUAAAUCUCUCACAGUUGCCAACUUCAUUAUUUUGGCACUUUGGCACUUUGUUUGUGCUGAAUUUUCUGUCUUUUCUACUUUUCGAUCACUCAGGCUGACUACAUCUGUCUCCCCACGACCGUCACUAUACGGCCUUACACUAUUCUGAACAACUAUCCAACUACUAUAAAUGUUCCGAAAUCCAAACGGGUACCCUUUUACUAACGGUACGUGAGAUUAACGUGCUUCGAACCCGGGUCCCCGGGUACCCCGGGUACCCGACACACCCGUUUGACCCCCUAAUUUCCAGUCUUUGUUUUAAUAGAAGCAUCUUCUCCUUUCCAACGCUUGUGACUCCACUUCUCACCUCCUUCUGGGAGGCCUUCAUUUUCUCCCGACACUCUCAUUGCCGUGAAGGAUUUCUUCCAAACUCGCACUGAAUUUCCCCACAGGUGCUACCAUCACUUGAAGCUAUAGUUAUUAGUUUGAACAUUUGGAAAAUGGCGUCGUGAUAGCACUGUACUGUAUUUACCCGUGUCUUAAAAUUCCUCUCCCACAAUCUGUGUUACUCAAAGUGUUACCUACUAUCUACGGCUGCAUUAUAUUCAUACUUUUAAAAAGCAUUGGUUCCACGUCUAAAUUAAAAAUAAGUUAACGUCCGACUCACAACCCUGAUAGAAUUGGCAAUGUCUAUAAGC
Sycon ciliatum is the source of this 2321-nucleotide messenger RNA. RefSeq lists its product as uncharacterized. The record is from RefSeq and is a predicted model, not a curated record. The coding region runs from base 95 to 1252 and encodes 385 amino acids. The transcript has a single exon. NCBI's taxonomy places the organism in Eukaryota, Metazoa, Porifera, Calcarea, Leucosolenida, Sycettidae.